Molecule: messenger RNA, 1298 nt
Organism: Heterocephalus glaber (naked mole-rat)
Lineage: Eukaryota; Metazoa; Chordata; Mammalia; Rodentia; Bathyergidae
Source: RefSeq, a predicted model, not a curated record
AUGCCCACGCCAUGGCCGGUCUCACUGAGUAAAGACUCCCCCGACAGCCAGGCCCGAAGCCCUGGCCCGGGGCACUGUGAGAUUCAAGGAAAUGACCCAGGGCCCGCCAGUGAGCCAGCCUCCAACCAGGGCCGUGGCCGAGCAAGACUGCUGCCGUCUUCCAGCCUCCUGUGGUGGCCUUGGAGAGCCGAGGCUCCAGCCAAAGGGCCUGGCUGGGUGACGUCCUGCACGGCCUGGACCUGGGCUGCUGCCCCACCCAAGGCCUUUGUUCCAGUGUGCAAGGGAGCAGGCCUCUCCGCCUCCGCCAGCUCGGGCCCCAGAGCGGGGCGGGGUCUGCCGUGCACCCGAGGGUGUCAGGGUGACAGCCUGUGUCUGGGGCUGGGAGCUCUGCGGAGCGUCCCAGUGCGGGAAGGGGUCCCUGCCAACGUGGGGUGCCGAGGCGGCUGGUGGGACCGGAAGAGCCGCAGGACGCCCGGCUGGAACGUCCUGGGGAGCAGCGAGGGCGGGCAGCAGCUGUGUCUCAGGAGGAGGCCGCAGCCCCUGCUCCGGGGCCCAGGUGACGGGCAGCCCCACCCCGGACAGCAGGGUCACAGGAGGGCCCUACGAGGUGACCACCGCGCCCAGGCCCUCCCGGGUGGGUGGCGGGCACCGAGAAGCCGCACUGUUCCCGACCGACGCCCAGGCCCCGGUCUGCGCGGGGCUCGGCCGAGGCUCCAUCCCGCUGCCCGGCUGGCCUCUCCCACUCCCGCCCUCUGGCCUCCUCACAGCCCCAGCGCCCCCCGGCCCCUCCUGGGCGGUGUCCAGCAGCUGGGCUGGGCGCCGCACUCUGUGGGCUGGUGUCUGGGCCCAGGACGAGACCCAGCCAUGCCGCACGCCCUCCGGGCGUGGGCGAAGGAACGGGGUCAGGAGCCAUCCUGUCGAUGUCGACUGCGGGGUCCUGGGCCGGCGUCCAGUGGGGACCUGCAGCUGCCGAGGGUGCGGCUGUCGGCGAGGACAGCUGGGCGGCGGGCGGGCAGAGGUGGGGACAGCCUGGCCGCAGCCAUCGGAAAGGCUUCUGUGGAAAGCGUGCGGGUGUCAGAGAACAGGUGGCUCCGUGACUCAGCCCCUGACCGGAGAUGCGGCCACGCCCUUCCCCGACCGCCCUGGGGCCGGGAAGCAGCCCUCCGAAUUGGAACCGCCUGGGAGCCGCACCUCCCCUGACCUCGCCUGGCUCCUGGGGCAGGCAGCGCUGAGCCUGCCCGCCCGGCCCGGCCCGCAGUACCGGGGAUCAAACUCAGGACCGUGGGGUUUCGAGGCAG